AAUUGAGCUGUUAAUAAUUUUGGAAGCAGUGGGAACGACAACGUUUCAUAGGUAAACAAAAUCCUCUGAUGAAAAAGUAGAGUUUACAGAGCGAAGUUGAUCGCCAUCACCUAACUGUAUAAACCUAACUUCGAAUCAUCCUCAGAUAAACAAAAUCAGCCUUGAUUUGAAUCUUGAAUUCCAUACACAUACGCAUUUGCAUCAGGGUUUUAAUUUUGGAUUGUAAAUGCAGGGAUUUUGAUGUGCUUGAAUUGGGGGAUUUGAGUUAAGGGAACAAGUUGUGCAAGGUUUUUAUGGUAAGGAUAUGGCUUGGUUUGGUAGUAGGGUUUCUUUGGGGGGCUUCCCUGAUCUAGCUGGGGCGGUGAACAAGCUCAGUGAGAGCGUGAAGAAUAUUGAGAAGAAUUUUGAUAGCGCUCUUGGGUUUGAGGAGAAGUCUGAUUCCAGCAGCAAUGAAGCUUCGGGAUUGUGGCCUUCAGACAGGAAGACUCUAUUUGAUCCUGUUAUGGCUUUUAUGGGUCAAAAAAGUGAGGAAAGUAGUAAUGUUGAUUCAUCAGGGAAACCUGAAUCUUCAAAGAAUUCACUUAAAGGUGAGGAAAAACAAGAGGUUGAAACUGAUGAGGUAAUACAUUCGCUCUCUGGGCAAGCCAAUGUUGAAGAAAAACAAGUACUCAAGACUGAUAAAGAUGAGCAUCCUGAGGCUGCAGAGGAAUCAGAUACUGUAGUUUCACACCCUUACAAAGCUGAGGCUGAAUUAGAAACUGUGUCUGUUGAGCCUGCUGAAUCAGUUGUUGAGAACAUUGAUGCAUCAGAUUCUCAUGACAAUGCACAACAGAAAGAAAGUUCUGGUUUGGGACUUUCUAAAAAUUCAGAGUCAGUGGAUGCAGAUAUGGAUGUUAAGGGUGUAACUGUUGUGCCAGCAGAGUCACGUCAUGUUGUUGAUAUACAUGAAGGUAUGGAUGAACAAAAGACACAAGCAGAAGACCUCAUAGAGAAAGGUUCACUGGUUCAAUCUGAAGCAUCAGAUGAGAGCCAGGCUAGAGACCAGACUGAGUUUUCUGGUUUGUAUUCUGCUAUUGUUGAGGAGGCUGACAGUUCUCCUGAACUUUCUUUGCCUGUUGCACAUCCUUCAGAUGAUGUCCUGGAAGUGGUUUCUGAAUCAAUUUCUAUUGAAAAUGAUGCAAAGGUUAAAGGAGUUGAAGUGGAUGAGCAAGUGAGGAAUGACAAGACUGAUUCUAAAGAAGAGCAAGGCUUGAAAUUUGAAACCAAUGAGCCUAGCUCAGCCGAUUCUGUGCUUGAAUUGGAGAAAGUGAAGAUGGAGAUGAAAAUGAUGGAAUCCGCUUUGCAAGGUGCUGCUAGGCAAUCUCAGGCCAAAGCUGAUGAGAUUGCAAAGUUGAUGAAUGAAAAUGAGCAACUAAAAGCUGUGGUUGAGGAUUUGAAGAGACAAUCCAGGGAUGCAGAAAUUGAGUCUUUGCGAGAAGAGUACCAUCAGAGGGUUGCAACCCUUGAAAGGAAGGUUUAUGCUCUUACUAAGGAAAGGGAUACGCUUCGUAGAGAGCAGAACAAAAAAAGUGAUGCAGCAGCUCUUUUGAAGGAAAAAGAUGAGAUAAUCACCCAAAUUAUGGCUGAAGGUGAAGAGCUUUCAAAAAAGCAGGCCGCCCAAGAAUCUCAAAUUAGGAAAUUAAGAGCUCAGAUUAGAGAACUUGAGGAAGAGAAGAAAGGUCUGACUACGAAGCUUCAGGUUGAAGAGAACAAAGCAGAGAGUAUCAAGAAGGACAAGACAGCUACAGAGAAGCUGCUGCAAGAAACAAUAGAAAAACACCAAGUGGAACUCACAGCUCAGAAAGAGUUCUAUACAAAUGCUUUGAAUGCAGCCAAGGAGGCUGAAGCUUUAGCAGAGGCAAAUGCCAACAAUGAAGCAAGAACUGAAUUAGAGAGUCGUUUAAGGGAGGCAGAGGAACGUGAAGCUAUGCUAGUUCAGACACUUGAAGAAUUAAGGCAAACACUAAUCAGAAAGGAGCAGCAGGCAGUUUUUAGAGAAGACAUGCAUCGCAAGGACAUUGAAGACCUACAAAAACGUUAUCAAGCAAGUGAACGUCGUUGUGAGGAAUUGAUUACACAAGUUCCUGAAUCUACAAGGCCUUUGUUAAGGCAGAUUGAGGCCAUUCAGGAAACAACUGCUAGAAGAGCUGAAGCUUGGGCUGCCGUAGAGAGAUCCUUAAAUUCUCGGCUCCAGGAAGCUGAGGCCAAAGCUGCAGCUGCUGAGGAAAGGGAAAGAUCUGUAAAUGAACGCUUAUCUCAAACAUUAUCUCGAAUUAAUGUUCUUGAAGCUCAGAUUUCGUGUCUUAGGGCAGAGCAAACACAGAUAGGCAGGUCGCUUGAGAAAGAAAGACAAAGAGCAGCUGAAAAUAGGCAAGAAUACCUUUCAGCAAAGGAGGAAGCAGAUACUCUAGAAGGUCAUGUGAACCAGCUUGAAGAAGAAAUUAGGGAGCUAAGACAGAAACACAAGCAAGAGUUGCAAGAUGCUCUGAUGCGCAGGGAACUUCUAGAACAGGAAUUAGAACGGGAGAAGACAGCUCGGUUGGAUUUGGAAAGGUCAUCUCGUGUGCAUUCUACCACUGUAUCUGAUCAACCUCCACUAACAAGGCAUAACUCUACUUUAGAAAAUGGAAGCUUGUCCCGGAAGCUCUCAAAUGCUAGCAGCUUAGGAAGCAUGGAGGAAAGCUAUUUUCUGCAAGCAUCUUUGGAUUCAUCUGAUAGUGUCUCUGAAAGGAGACAUAUUGGAGAAGUAACUAUGAGCCCAUUCUUCAUGAAGAACAUGACACCUAGUGCUUUUGAAGCUGCUCUUCGUCAAAAAGAGGGUGAACUUGCGUCAUACAUGUCCCGACUGGCAUCAAUGGAAUCUAUACGUGAUUCCCUUGCUGAGGAAUUAGUCCAAAUGACAGCACAAUGUGAGAAGUUGAAGACUGAAGCUGCUACAUUGCCUGGCAUACGGGCAGAGCUAGAAGCACUGAGAAGGAGGCACGCUGCUGCUCUGGAGCUAAUGGGUGAACGCGAUGAGGAGCUGGAGGAACUUCGCAACGAUAUUGUAGACUUGAAGGAAAUGUACAGAGAGCAAGUGAACUUGCUUGUGAAUAAGAUUCAAAUAUUGGGUUCUUCAAUGGGUAACAGCACCUCAUAAGCAAUCCUUUUGUGGUAUUUAAAAGACAUGACAUCCUACAGUUUGUAGUAAACACAACCUGUCCAACAAAAAUUUUGCUCCUACACUGGUUAUCAUGUAUUUUUAUACAGGAGUCUGUACCUUUUUCCAAUCAUAUGUUGUAUAGAACAAAACAUUACAUGACAAAUCGGAUGUUUAUGCAGAUUGAAUGUGAUGCUAGAUUGGUGAUUUGUUUUCGAAAUAAAAGAUUAAUUCAUUU
Rubroshorea leprosula is the source of this 3416-nucleotide messenger RNA. The record is from the annotation of a GenBank genome assembly. NCBI's taxonomy places the organism in Eukaryota, Viridiplantae, Streptophyta, Magnoliopsida, Malvales, Dipterocarpaceae.